AUUUAGGGGUGGGAAUAGAAAACAGUCAGAAGUUAUUCUGUCUUCUUUUCUGUGUGUUUGCCCGCCGUCAAUGAGUUGCAUUCAUUCAUAGGACUCAGAAUGGAGGAGACAUUGCAACAAGAGAAACAAGAGUCGGAAUAUAAAAAUCCCAACGAGGAUCAAGGUGGGAUCCGUCGUCGAUUGAGGGACAGGGAUCUUCUCAGGAAGAGAAAGGCUGAAGCCGAAGAGAAGGAAACUAACCAGUGGGUCUUUGGGGUGGAAAGCCAGAGGAAAAGACCGAGGGCUGAGGACAGGAGCGGUGCAAAGAAGAAAGGGAGGCCCAGAAAGACUGAACCCAAACCGGAGGUAUCUGCCAUUCAGCAAGAGGCAGCACCGCCUCAGGAAGGUCCUGCAGUAGUCGUGGUGCCUGAACCCACUGAGGUCAUCCUAGAUCAAACAGCAAGUUCUCUAUCACCCCUACUUGCUGUGGAAUCAAAACCAGCAUCUGUCCUUGCUGCCCCAUCUCCUCUGCCACUGUUUGGCUCCAUCAGGAGCCCAGUCUUUGCUCCUACUCUGACUCCUCCAGCUCCAGCCCUUUUUUCACCUUCAGUUCCUGCCCAAGCUCCCGCCAAAGAUCUAGAUACGGCUCCAGUCCCCGUCCAAGAUUUGGCUCCAGCUCCAGAUGCUGCUCCAGUCACCACCUCUGAUCCAGCUGCAGCUCCUUCUGCAGCUCCCCCCCAGGUGGAUCCCUUCUACAUAGGGUCACAAGGCAGUAAAGCCCUUGACCAGGUCUUGAUUGAGGACUUGGGCCCAGAUGAGGAGCAAGAUACCCCUGUACCUCAAGACAAAAGAGCUGAUGAAGAUUUGAGUGGGACACCGUUGAUCAACGUACCUGAACAAAACAAAAUGUUCUCAGUUCCCACCUUCCCACAGCCGCCUCCUCCACAAGAAUACUUCCCAGGAAACUCAUUCUAAUUUUCUAAAACACACAUUUCAGAUACUGCCUCAGUUCAGAACACGCAAGCCAGACUUCAUCUUUUUUGGUCACAGUUUGUAUCUGACUAUUGUUUUGGUUAGUGUGCAGCCUGUUGAGGUUGAAGAGAAUAAACAUGUUGAGCAUAUGCAUCGCUUAUUUGCCAAAUGUAUGAAUUCAAACCUGUAUGCUUAUUUAUUCUGGUUUAUGCUUCACGGCGAAGCUCAUGAAUUUUAUUUUGUAUUUUGCAUUUAGUAAACAGCAAAUUUUGCCUGCUUUUAUCUAAAAGUAAAUGAUAAAUCACUGGUAAUUAUGUAUUUGUAGUUGUGGAUUUAUUCGAUUGAAUUUUGUAAAAGUUGUUUUUCACUUAAUAAAUUAACCAGCUUACAAUCA
Messenger RNA from Morone saxatilis (striped sea-bass), 1345 nucleotides. It is a transcript of the gene hemgn, whose product is annotated as hemogen. The transcript is spliced from 4 exons. NCBI's taxonomy places the organism in Eukaryota, Metazoa, Chordata, Actinopteri, Moronidae. The coding region runs from base 100 to 954 and encodes 284 amino acids. The record is from RefSeq and is a predicted model, not a curated record.